Messenger RNA from Angiostrongylus costaricensis, 894 nucleotides. Lineage: Eukaryota; Metazoa; Nematoda; Chromadorea; Rhabditida; Metastrongylidae. The record is from the annotation of a GenBank genome assembly.
AUGCCUAAUUUCAGAGCAAAACUUGGCAAUAGACAAACACAAGUUCCGAGCACCACUUCAAACUUGACUGGCACUAUUCAUCCAAUUGGAAACAAUGUCGUUAAACAGUUAGAAAUGAAAACAAUCACAAAAGCAGAGGAAAGGACGAAACUUAAAGAGAUUAUCGGUGGUCGAUCACAUCUGCUUGGUGCACGGAAUAUGACAUCUUUAACUAAUCCGAAAAAAAUAGGCGGAAAAGUUCAGUCGGUGGUCAGGGAUGGUUCAAUGCUGGAGUUCAUAAAGAAGCAGCCAACCGCUCUAAAACGAUAUCCCUAUGUUCCUAAGUUGGGAACUGGUCUUCGUGGUGAUAAAAGUGUAAAUUUGGUAGCGAAAGCUCCUGACGGAUCAAGUACCUCAUCACAGGACCCAGCUAGAAUACGUGCGAUCGCUAUUCUUAAACGUAGACAGGAAGCAACUGGCAGUGCUUCCAAACCAUUGAAGAGAAAAAGCGAAAAUAAGGCAGAUCAAGAAAGUCCUAAGCGAUCUAAGUUGUCUUCAAUUGGUAAUCUACCAAAUCUUGAUAUCCUUUUGAGGAAGAAGAGCAUACACGACUCUGAAUCAAACAAGGCUCAAGGAAUAGCUAUGCAAAAACAUCUAGAUUCGUUGGAGCAGACAGAGAAGGUGGAAACAUUUGCUAGCGAAUGCAUGGCGGUAAAGAAUGUGAGGAUUGUGAGCUGCAAAAAGUGUGGAUACACGGCUCAGAAGCGAAGUGAACUUUGCAUGCGCGAAGGCCACUAUAUCACAAAGGGCACAGCGGAGAAGCGAUUUUUUAAAUGCAGUUCGUGUCAAAGGCGUACAGUUGCUUAUGGAAUAAUGCCAACAAAAGCGUGUAAGACUGUUGGACGUCUUGUUUGA